Molecule: messenger RNA, 795 nt
Organism: Nicrophorus vespilloides
Lineage: Eukaryota; Metazoa; Arthropoda; Insecta; Coleoptera; Silphidae
Product: synaptic functional regulator FMR1-like
Exons: 3
Biological process (GO): negative regulation of translation; central nervous system development; regulation of dendrite morphogenesis
Cellular component (GO): nucleus; postsynaptic density; axon
Molecular function (GO): protein homodimerization activity; translation regulator activity; mRNA 3'-UTR binding
Source: RefSeq, a predicted model, not a curated record
GUUACCAAUUGCAGGUAUUCAGAUGAGUUUAAUGUAAGGAAGGAUUUGAUGGGAUUGGCUAUCGGUGCGCACGGAGUGAACAUCCAACAGGCACGUAAGGUGAACGGUAUUACGAACAUCGAGCUGGAGGAAAAUUCGUGUACCUUCAAAAUCUACGGGGAUUGUGACGAAGCGGUGAAAAAAGCUCGUGCUAUGCUGGAAUAUAGCGAAGAGUCGCUGCAAGUACCUACAGCUCUAGUAGGUAAAGUGAUUGGCAAGAAUGGCAGGGUCAUUCAAGAGAUUGUUGAUAAAAGUGGCGUUGUGCGGGUUAAAAUUGAGAGGGAUAAUGAACCGCAGCCCACGAUGCCCAGAGAAGAGGGACAGGUUCCCUUUGUUUUUGUUGGAACUGUUGAAAGCAUAUCCAAUGCAAAAAUGCUAUUGAAAUAUCACUUAGCACAUCUGAAGGACGUAGAACAACUUCGACAGGAGAAGUUGGAAAUCGAUCAGAAGUUACGUAGCAUGCAGGGCAGCGUCAUGGGUUUAUUACCAAAUCUCCCGAUGUCGAGAAGAUGUGACGAUCGUGCGUAUAAUUCGAAUGCGGAUGGUAACAACCGUGGAAGGGGCUCUAUGAGGAGUCGCGGGUCGCACGGAAGACUAGGAUCCACACGUCACGAGCAUUACAACACUCGUAGUACUAUCGCAGAUUAUGUUAAUAAUGUUGAUAAGCGAACCCCGAGGGUCGGCGGUAGGGAAAGGCCAAACCACGGUCGUAAUGCUAUAGACACCGCGGCCGGUGUUGAUCGGGAAGACAAGUGA